GAAUAGAAAAAAAACAUGGCCGCCUCCAUGAGAAAUCCUGUAGUCGUUAUUCUUGGAGCCACUGGAACUGGAAAAACGAAACUGUCACUAGAAUUGGCAAAACUUUUUAACGGAGAAAUAAUUAGUGCUGAUGCUAUGCAGGUGGGGACAUUUGAUCAGAGUCAGACAUGUCCUGGAGUUUUAGUUUGCAGUAGGAGGCAGAUUUUAAUGUUAUACAAGGGCCUGGACAUUAUCACAAACAAGGCAACACAAGAGGAACGAGCUACAUGCAGGCAUCAUAUGAUAGAUUUCCUGUCUCCACUGAAGGAGGACAACACAGUCGUACAUUAUAGAGAUCAAGCUGUACCCAUUAUAGAUUCAUUGUUGCAGCAGAAGAAGUCUCCAGUCAUAGUAGGGGGAACAAACUACUACAUUGAGGCAUUGCUAUGGAAACAUCUUGUAAAUAAAGAGGAUGUCAAGAGAGCUGCUGCACAGACCAGAAGUACAGCGUCAAAAUUUCCAAAAUUACAAGGGGUAAAGAAAUUUAGUGGUGAAUUGGGACAAUCAGAUGUUGCAUUGAAUGCUUUGCAAGAUGAGUCAAAUUGUGAUAAUAAUACAAACACACCUGCAUCAUCAUCAUUUUCAUCAGAUGAUAAAAUUGAUGGAAAUGAUGAUUCUGAUAAUGAUGAGGAUGAUUUUGUAACAACUAGUACAAAAGAUGCAUUCAAGGACGUGAGCUCGCUAGAACUUCAUCAGAGACUUCGAGAGAUUGACCCAGAUACUGCACUCAAGAUGCAUCCAAAUGAUAGACGGAAAAUUAUCAGAGCAAUAUUGGUAUAUAAGCAGCAUGGCAUACCAAUGUCAGAAGUGUAUAAAGCACAGCGGCAUGAGAUUUCGGGCACGGCGAUGAGCGGACCUUUAAGAUACAGGGACUGUUGUAUCUUCUGGCUACAGUGUGACCAAGAUGUUUUAGACAAACGUUUGGAUGAUCGUGUAGACAAGAUGUUAGAGUUAGGACUGUUAGAUGAACUCUCAAAGUUUCAUAAACAGUGCAAUGAGUACAGGAUACAACAGGGAAGUGAAGCUGAUUACACUACAGGUAUAUUCCAGAGUAUAGGUUUUAAGGAGUUUCAUGAUUACUUGAUGCUUGAUGAGGAAAAACGAGAGACAGAGGAAGGCAAGAAGGCUCUUCAGAAAGGUAUUGAAGAUUUGAAAAUAGCUACAAGAAGGUAUGCACGUUACCAGAAUAGAUGGGUGAGAAAACGACUUCUUAAAAGACCAUGUAGAGAGGAAGUGCCUCCUGUGUAUGGUUUAGACUGUACCGAUGUAUCGUUGUGGGAUGACAAUGUGUGUAAACCAGCAACUAUAAUACUCACUGCACUCAGGAAGGAAGAAACAAGUCCUAUCCCGGCUAUACCAUAUGAAGAUGAGCAUGUACAACAGUAUGAGUAUAAUGAGUGUAAAUAUUGCAAUGUGACGGCUGUUAUCCAGGACAUUUGGCAAAAGCACAUAGGUUCCAGAAAACAUAAAAACAAUGUGCAGAGAUAUAAAAGACAGAUGGCGCAGUUGUCACAGACAUUGGACACAUACGUUCAGCAGAAAAAACAGGAAGAGGAGGAACCAAAACCAUGACGAAAGAUGAGUGUACUUCAAGAACAUAUAUCCCCAAUACUUGAAUGCUUGAAUAUUGUGAAUACAAAGAGUUCUAUAUAAUCGUCAAGAACAAAAUUACCACAGUCAGAUGGAUGUUGUUUUUUUUGUUCCUUUGACUAAAGUUAUUUUCAAAGUUCCUUUUAUCAUCUAAUCCAGUAUUAUGGAGAUUUGAUGUUUUAGACAUGUCAUGUCUGCGUCUACCAAACAGCAGACGACAGGACAUACAGGAGAGUGCCACCUGGAAAUGUCUUACAUGUAUCUGUCAGAUCUACCAAAGAUCUAUGUAAUAAAACAGGUCAGAAACUGUCCCUAGGACAUGAAUCAAAAUCUAAUGACAGCCAAAUGAGAUCUUGUUUAUCAAUGUAGAAAAUCUUCACUUUUUACUUAAUAAGCAUCUAGGCAUUGGAAUCAUUGAAGAUAAAUGCUUUAACAUGAAAAUGGCCAGUUUCUGUUAUGUUGUUUAUUUGUUUGGAUCAACAUGUGCAACAUGUAUUUGAAAGAAUGCUCUUGUUAGCUGUUACAUACUGUUCUAAUAUGCUUGUCUCUAUUAAAACAUGCUUAUGAUAGAAUGACGUCACGUUAAUGUGCGGUGACGUCAAAGUUUUUGUUGCGGCCAAGAAACAGCGCUUCUAUAUUUUAUCUACUGUUUUAGAUUAAGGGCGUAUUAGAAUUGAAAUAAUUUAUAGCAAAAAUGUAUUUUACCACUAUUUAUACACUCAGGCAGUAAUAUGUCGUACAAAUAAUUUCACUCGAGCUGCGCCCUCGUGAAAUUAUUAUGCCCAACGCAUAACCGCCCAUCGUGCAUAAAUAGUGUUAAAACACUCUUUUGCUAUAAAUUAUUUCUUAAUUACAACUUGUGUAAGAAAGUGAAACAGACUAUAAUGUUAACUGAUUUAGUGUACAUGUACAUUGAAACAGACUCUAGAUGAGGUUUUUAUUAGUCCCCUACUGGUUGAAAACCAGUUUUGGGGACUAUAGGAAUGCUCUUUUCCGUCAUUCCGUCUUUCCGUCAUUCCGUCCGUCCGCAAUUUCGUGUCCGGUCCAUAACUCUGUCAUCCAUGAAGGGAUUUUAAUAUUACUUGGCACAAAUGUUCCCAAUGAUGAGACGACGUGUCAUGCGCAAAACCCGGACCCCUAGCUCAAAGGUCAAGGUCACAAUAGGAGGUCAAAGGUCAACAGGGCUUUUUUCCUGUCCGGUCCACAACUCUCCCAUCCUUGAAGGGAUUUUAGUAUUACUUGGCACAAAUGUUCCCCAUGAUGAGAUGAUGUGUCAUGCGCAAAUCCUGGACCCCUAGCUCAAAGGUCAAGGUCACAAUUGGAGGUCAAAGGUCAACAGGGCUUUUUUCCUGUCCGGUCCAUAACUCUCCCAUCCAUGAAGAGAUUUUAAUAUUACUUGGCACAAAUGUUCCCCAUGAGGAAACGACGUGUCAUGCGCAAAACCUGGACCCCUAGCUUAAAGGUCAAGGUCACAAUUGGAGGUCAAAGGUCAACAAGGCUUUUUUCCUGUCCGGUCCAUAACUCUCCCAUCUAUGAAGGGAUUUUAAUAUUACUUGGCACAAAUGUACCUCAUAAUAAGACGAUGUGUCAUGCACAACUUUCAGACCCCUAGCUCAAAGGUCAAAGUCACACUUAGCAGUCAAAUGUUAACAUAGCAUGAACAGGGUCUGUUUCGUGUCCGGUCCAUAACUCUGACAUUCAUUAAGGGAUUUUAAUAUCACUUAACACAAGUGUUCCCCAUGAUGAGACGACGUGUCAUGCGCGAAUCCCGGACUCCUAGCUCAAAGGUCAAGGUCACAAUUGGGGGUCAAAGGUCAACAGAGUUUUUUUACUGUCCCGUCCAUAACUCUGCCAUCCAUGAAGGGAUUUUAAUAUUACUUGGCACAAAUGUUUCCCAUGAUGAGACGACGUGUCAUGCGCAAACCCAGUACCCUAGCUUAAAGGUCAAGGUCACACUGAGAUCAAAGGUCAAGAGGAUUUUUUUCCUGUCCGGUCUAUAACUUUGUCAUGCAAAGCAGGAUUUAGAUAUCAGUUGGCACAAAUAUUCCCCUGGAUGAGACAACAUGUCAUGCGCAAGAACCAGGUCCCUAGCUCUAAGGUCAAGGUCAUAUUUAGAGGUCAAAGGUAAAAUUCAAGAAUGACUUUGUACGGAACAUUUCUUCUUCAUGCAUGGAGGGAUUUUGAUGUAACUUGGACCAAAUGUUCACCACCAUGAGGCACCCUUGUUUUUAGAAUAACGUCCCUUUGUUAUUACUAUAAAUAGAUUUUAUUGUAACAUUUUUAUUACUGGCGGUAGUGAAAAAUCGAGACCACUUUUCUGUGGUACAGCAUGCAUGUUACAUCCAAUUUUUAGGUGUAUUUUGACCUAUCUCUACCUGGUAAAGAGUUUCUUGUGGACUUAUAUUAUUAUUAUUAUUUUUUUUUUUUUUUUUUAAAGAUUAAUUUCCCUUUGUUGUUACUAUAAAUAACUUGCAUGAUAACAUUUUUAUAAUCAGCCCAAAAAAUUAAUAUGAAAACAACUGUGGGUUUUUAUAUAUGCACAUUUUAAUCCAAGUGUGUUGUUAUAAUGUUAUAACAUAUUGUAUAUGUAGUACAAUAUUGUUUAUACAUCAUUGACAGAUAUCAGUUCAUUAUGUUAUACUGCAGUAGAAAAAGUUAGGUGCCUUCCAGUAGGGGACUUUGUAUUGCAUGGCAAUACUUCAUUCACUUGUUAUAACCAAAACAAAAAGAAGACUUCAGUUUUAACAUUUUAUUUUUAAAAAUAACUGUGUCACUCAAAGCAAUAAACAAAAACCUAAUUUCCGACAACAUUUUCAAGCUGUAUGUUUUACAUACUAUAAGCUGUACACUGUGAAACGUAUAAUUAAAAUGGUAAUGAAAAUGCUAAAUUACAAUAAAGUUCUCUGGAUUAUUUUUAUAUCUGGUUUUCUAUGUGAUAGAAAAGGUCCCAAAUGCAUUAUAAGUGCACAAAAUUGUAACAUCAUAGAUGUUUUGAAAUAAGAUAUAAAAGAGAGAAAAUCUUAACAUUUAAAUCAGUAUGCAACCACACUAAUACACGAUUGUAUCAUAUGAUUUUAAUUAAAUAAAGGAUAUUAUCUGCCGAGCAUUUUAUCAGUGUAACAAAUUCAAUGGAGAAAGAUACAAAUCUUUUUCUCAGAUGUUAGCUUUUUUUGCUGAAACAUCGAAUUUGUUUCUUUCUUUAGGCCUAUCCAUUAUAGAUGCCAAUUCGACCAACGUCUUUUAUAGUUGAAACAACGUCAACAUCGUUCUGUAUUACACUAGUGUAAUAUCAAAUUGAUGUGACGGCUUUAUUUCUUUCUCAAACGUGUGAUAAGUGCACUUAUUAAAUGGCAGUGAUGUACCUGUAGUGGUUAUUGGCACAAUUAUUAAACACAUAUUGGCAUGAGGGAGACGUUUCAAACAGGAUUAAAUCUACAUAAUUUGUUUAAGGUAACAAAAUAAUGCAAUUUAUAGUCUUAAGACAAUUACAUUCAAUAUAAAUAUGAUAACAAUCUACACAUUUGAACAAAUUUCCACAAAACAAUAAACUUUGUGAGUUAACAAUGCAAGAAAAUAUACAUCUGUAGGUGCGUUAAUGAAUCACAUAAUAUAUAACAAGAACUUAACGGGCAAGAUAUCUUUAAUAACACAUUAAACAUGGAUUAUCAGAGAAAGGUUUAUAACAGAGACAACUUGUCCACACUUUGAACCGUAUGCCUACAUGAAUGACUCACAAGGUAUACCGACGCUAAAUAGCCAUAUGGUGCAGAAAAGAUGAUCAUACAAUGGUAGAUUCAGAUAGUUACCAGUUUUUUCUGCUUAGAGAAUUUUUCGUUCAUUUCACAGCAAUAUCUUUCUCAAGUCAUAUGACAGUUUUUGGCACAUUUUCAUGAACUAAUUGCACUAUAAACUUAGGUAAUA
This is a messenger RNA of Mercenaria mercenaria, 5550 nucleotides long. Its product is annotated as tRNA dimethylallyltransferase-like. Bases 16 to 1611 code for a protein of 531 amino acids. Gene Ontology annotation, biological process: tRNA modification. The record is from RefSeq and is a predicted model, not a curated record. The transcript has 15 exons. Lineage: Eukaryota; Metazoa; Mollusca; Bivalvia; Venerida; Veneridae. Gene Ontology annotation, molecular function: tRNA dimethylallyltransferase activity. Gene Ontology annotation, cellular component: mitochondrion.